AUGACGCCAACUCCCGACCAGCCGCUUUCAAAGGCUGCAUUAAUUCCAGGGACGCACCCCAACAUCGAUGCUUACAAGGAGACCAUUGGAAGGGGGAUUGCGGUGCCACUUGAAGCUAUCUUUGAUAGGAAUGAAGAGCGCCUUUACGGAGUUCCGGAACUGCCACUCUCUGCAACCGACCUGCACGAUGUCUGCUCAUUUGGUCCUGUCCUUGGCUGCAGCAAUGAAGAUUUGCUUGCAGAGAUGAACACCCAGAACGCCUUAUUAGACAAGGCACUGCAGAAGAAUAUGUAA
This is a messenger RNA of Cadophora gregata, 294 nucleotides long. RefSeq lists its product as uncharacterized. Bases 1 to 294 code for a protein of 97 amino acids. Lineage: Eukaryota; Fungi; Ascomycota; Leotiomycetes; Helotiales; Ploettnerulaceae. The transcript has a single exon. The record is from RefSeq and is a predicted model, not a curated record.